This is a messenger RNA of Monoraphidium neglectum, 250 nucleotides long. RefSeq lists its product as hypothetical. The transcript has 2 exons. Lineage: Eukaryota; Viridiplantae; Chlorophyta; Chlorophyceae; Sphaeropleales; Selenastraceae. The annotation marks the transcript as partial. The record is from RefSeq and is a predicted model, not a curated record.
CUACUCCGAGGUUGGCUACGUGGUGGUCCCCGCCAUCGACGAGCCGCAGCCGGGGGUGGUGCGCUGCAUGCGGCGCGACCUGCUGCAGGGGGCGCGGUUCUACGACGCCCCAGUGUGGCAGGGCACCAGCGCCGACAACAUGUACUGGCAGUGCUCCAUCUGGCAGGUGGACAACCAGUGCAGCACGUUUGUGGCCGUCAAGACGUCGGGGCGGCCGCACGCCAAACAGGCGCUCGCGCCCAGCUUCUGA